Molecule: messenger RNA, 228 nt
Organism: Debaryomyces tyrocola
Lineage: Eukaryota; Fungi; Ascomycota; Pichiomycetes; Serinales; Debaryomycetaceae
Source: the annotation of a GenBank genome assembly
AUGAUGACAUAUAUUGUUAGAAUUAACAACUCAUUAGAAGAGUUCAAGGACGAAAUGAAAGAGUUUCGAAUUGAAACGAACAGGCGCUUAUCUAACUUAGAAAUAUCGAACAAAAAUUUAGGUUCACGCUUUGAUAACCAAUGCAAGGGAAGAGGAGGAAAUCGUAACUCUCCGGAUGCCUAUGAUCCUAUCUCAAAUAGUGAUUAUAGAACUCUAGCAGAUGUUUGA